UCAUUUACAUAACGUGUCGCAGAAAGAUUGCUAUCUUCCUUAUCUUUUCAAGCACCAUAGUUAGGGCAUUUGCAUGUUUAAAAUUGCACGCAAACACUUUACAAAUGAAUUGUGAUUAAUGACAUCCAAACAAAAGGGCACGCUUCUGAAGUGAUUCAAAUAAGUAAUCUCAGCAGUUUAGAAAGACAACAUCAGGAUGGCUCAACGCGCACCUAACAAAAGUCUGCUCUCCAAAAUGGUGAACAGCUUGAAGAGCAAGGAGUUUCGGGAUUAUUUAAUGAGCACACACUUUUGGGGGCCAGUAGCUAACUGGGGAAUACCACUUGCAGCAAUUGCAGAUUUCAAAAAAGAUCCGAAAUUCAUCUCAGGGAAAAUGACUCUUGCCCUUACACUCUACUCGUGCGUGUUCAUGCGAUUCGCUUGGAAAGUACAACCAAGAAAUAUGCUUCUAUUCGCUUGCCAUUUAACAAAUUCCACUGCUCAAACUGUGCAAGGAAUGCGCUUCAUCAACUAUCAAUACCUGGAGAAAAAGGAGACCGCGUAAAAGACAUUUGGAGAAAUAAAGUACUGGUGCUUCAUCCAUGAGCCGCCGUAAUAUUAAAGUAAUACGCAGUUAUAUGUAAAUUCGAAUGUUCAAAAUUUAGCGCAAAUUAAACGGAAAGAAGACUAAGAAAUGUGGCUCACGCACUUAAUUAAAGCACAAAUUAUUAACUUUACUCUCUUGUCCUACAAACUGCCGCGUAUUUGAAAUUUACAAGCACAGCUGUGUUCCGUGACACUGGUGUUCGUGUAAAUAAUUUUAUAAUUUUUGUUGGAUAUGCUAAUUUGUGUAUGUAUAUUUAAAAGGGCGAUUGUGCAAUUAUCAAGAACUAAUGAUCAGUUAAUGAGCAUUAUGUUUGUAAAGAAAAAUACAUACCAUUUCAUUCGUAAUCUAUAAAUUUUCGGAUUUUUAUCAGAUUACUGAGAGCGAGAAUUUGUAAUAAUGAGAAAGAAACAACAAAUCAAAAGGUAUUUCGAAUUUAAACAAAUAAACCGAACUAUUUUUCUGUAA
Molecule: messenger RNA, 1051 nt
Organism: Anastrepha ludens (Mexican fruit fly)
Lineage: Eukaryota; Metazoa; Arthropoda; Insecta; Diptera; Tephritidae
Gene: Mpc1
Product: mitochondrial pyruvate carrier 1
Exons: 4
Coding region: 197-544 (115 amino acids)
Biological process (GO): pyruvate import into mitochondria
Cellular component (GO): mitochondrial inner membrane
Source: RefSeq, a predicted model, not a curated record